UUUGAUUCUGUUUUAUUCUGCCAAUUGGUUGAGGUUAAUGCACAUUCUUUAUUCAGUAAAUGGUUCUCUGAAAGUGGUAAAUUGGUUGCGAAACUUUUUCAAAAAAUCCAAGAGAUGGUAGAGGAAGAUAACAGCCUGGUAUUUGUUUUGAUUGAUGAAGUUGAAAGCUUAGCUGCUGCUCGAAAUGAUGCUUUGUCUGGAUCCGAACCUUCUGACUCGAUUAGGGUUGUGAAUGCUUUACUCACUCGGAUGGAUAAAUUAAAAUCCUCGCCUAACGUCAUCUUCCUAACAACUUCAAAUAUUACAGCUGCAAUAGAUAUUGCGUUUGUCGAUAGGGAAGAUAUUAAGGCCUAUGUGGGUCCUCCAACCCUUCAAGCAAGGUAUGAAAUACUAAGGUCGUGCAUCCAGGAACUGAUUCGAACUAAAAUUUUGACAGAUCAACAUGAACCACUCAUUCUUCCAAGUUUUGCAAGUUUAAGAGAGAAGCUGAAUGCACCCAGCAUACACGAGAGUCUGGGUCCACUUGAAUUGGCUAAGCAAUUGCUGGAAGCCUCAGAAAUUUGUGAGGGAUUAAGUGGAAGAGCAUUAAGAAAACUUCCUUUCUUAACUCAUGCCUCUCUUACAAACCCUAAAAAUUGUGAACCUAGCAAGUUCUUGCAAACAUUAAUUGAGACUGCCAGGAGGGAGUUGUCUGAGCUAUGUAGUUGAUCUUAUCAGCU
This is a messenger RNA of Papaver somniferum (opium poppy), 719 nucleotides long. Its product is annotated as pachytene checkpoint protein 2 homolog. The record is from RefSeq and is a predicted model, not a curated record. The annotation marks the transcript as partial. Lineage: Eukaryota; Viridiplantae; Streptophyta; Magnoliopsida; Ranunculales; Papaveraceae. Gene Ontology annotation, cellular component: chromosome; nucleus. Gene Ontology annotation, molecular function: ATP binding; ATP hydrolysis activity. The transcript has 7 exons. Gene Ontology annotation, biological process: meiotic recombination checkpoint signaling; reciprocal meiotic recombination.